GAGUUCCGGGGACAGUAUGAUGCGUUGCCAUCUUGGUUUUUUGCAACCAUGGCAACAGGUCGAUCGCUAACGUUUAUCACCUUUGUUGGAGCUGUGGUAUGAUCCAGCUUGAGUGUCAACUUGGCCUGUGAAAGAGAUUUAAAAACAAAAAGGGAACAAGUUGGUAAAGCGUCAAACACGACCCUACAUAGCGAGCUAAAUUGUCGCUAGCUAGGUAGCUACAGAUGUUACUGAGGACAGAUGCUUGUUCCUUAUUACCUGUGGACUACCUAGACUAAUGUUAGCUAGCUACGUUCACUAAAUAAUUUACAUUUAACGUUUGCCAGUUCGCAAAUGUUAGGUUCCGCGCUCAUACAAGCUAACGUUCGCUACAAAGCUAUGAAACGCGUGCUACCAGGAUAGCUAGUCAGCCAGAUAGGCGAUUGGCGUUGAAGUUAACGUCUGAGGGAGCUUUGCUCGUAAGUUAGGUAGUCUAAUGUUACCUUACAGCUAGAUAUAAUAGCUAGGUUGGCUUACUGAAUAGAAAGGAUGGCAAGCAACGGUACAAAAUUGGUGCCGCUGUUCGGCAAUGGUCGCGGUGAUUGCGGGUCCAGUGACAUCCACCUGUUCAGAAGCAUGGAACCUCUUGGCCCAGUCGCAAGAUGUAGGAAUUUGAGGCUUGCUGUAGGAAAACUUUCAGUAGCACCCAAAAUAACACAGACGUUCGCAAAGAGGACGGGAAACCUAGAGACUCGGUCAUUACAAGACAAGUCAAAAGAAAUUAACGGAUUGGAACGCAGUUGUAUUGUAGAAGGGUCCACAUACUCCUCAUUCCUAUCAAGAGAUCAUGAUCCGAAAAUGACAAGACUUGGUAUUGAACAGAAUAUUCCAGAUAUAGAUGUCUCCGGGAGGAAUUUUCUGUUUGACGCGAGGUGGACAGGGCAACGAACCGAUUUCAAGUAUGAUUUCAGAGAGAGAAGGUUACCCAAGCCAAAUUCUUUCAUACCACCUCUUCCUCGGGAUUACCAGGUUCACAGAUCCAACGACAUAAAUAGAUUCAUGCUACACAAAGAACUUUCCCACAGUCCUUCCAAGCCAUUUUCCAUCAGCUCCUAUGAAGGAUAUGAUCUUACUUCAGUUCCAGCAAUGGUGUUGCCAGUUACUGUCCAGUCAUUAUGCGGAAAGCCCAGUUUUUCAUCUGACACUCACAUAAACAGACCCAGAGGUAAUAAUCAAACGUCUGGUCUGUUUAGAAUUGGUGCCAGUAAGAAAUCUUACGCGUACACGGAUCCCGUCUGCGGCGCCUCGGCCUCCUUUGUGGCGAGGCUGUCGGAGAUGGCUUCCCUGGAGGGCGAGACCAUGCGACAGGAGAACCUUAAGAAGCUGAAGAGGACCAAGAGAGCGGAGUCUUAACCGCCCUGUCUUACCGGCCAAAAGGGAUCCAGUGCGGUGUUACGGGAUUUGUGCAGUGCCAAAGUGAAACAUUUUCUAGAAAACAAAAGGAAGAAUUGUAUUUUUUUGUAAUAAUAUGUGUUUAUUACAUUUGUGUGUAUAAGCAUAAUGCUUUGCCUGAAUUGUGCAUUCGAGUAAAUCAAUAUGCUGGUGUGCAUGGGUGUUGUGUUUGUCUCGUUUUUCUGUAGUUGCCUUUCUUUAGCAGAAUCUUUUGUCCGCACUGUAUUAUAUGCAGUAUUGAUGGGGAAAUUGCUGUGUCGCUAACUGCUUCAAAAAUGAACUGCUAUAUCCACAUUGUCUCAUUAUAAAGACCCCUUUGACUAGA
Messenger RNA from Anguilla anguilla (European eel), 1756 nucleotides. RefSeq lists its product as uncharacterized. Lineage: Eukaryota; Metazoa; Chordata; Actinopteri; Anguilliformes; Anguillidae. The coding region runs from base 529 to 1392 and encodes 287 amino acids. The transcript has 7 exons. The record is from RefSeq and is a predicted model, not a curated record.